Molecule: messenger RNA, 2513 nt
Organism: Lacerta agilis (Sand lizard)
Lineage: Eukaryota; Metazoa; Chordata; Lepidosauria; Squamata; Lacertidae
Gene: ABCD2
Product: ATP binding cassette subfamily D member 2
Biological process (GO): fatty acid beta-oxidation; very long-chain fatty acid catabolic process; long-chain fatty acid import into peroxisome
Cellular component (GO): peroxisomal membrane
Molecular function (GO): ATP hydrolysis activity; long-chain fatty acid transmembrane transporter activity; ATP binding
Source: RefSeq, a predicted model, not a curated record
CUCGAUGAGCGGCUGCCGUCCCUCGGCCCCUCCCUCUGGGUGGGUAUCAUAAAUAAAGCCAGGCAGGAGGAGAGGCACAAAGCCGCCUCCCCGGGAAAAAUGCCCCCCGGGCGCGAGAAAUGGAGCCGCUCGAGCGCCGCGAAGAGGGCGGCGUGCUUUCUGGCUGCGGUGUACGGGCUGAAGAUCCUCUGCCCGCUCGUCCGCAGGCGGCUCCGGCAGGCUGGCUGCAAAAAGGACCCGCAGCAGAGGCAGGUCGCCAGCAGCAGCAGCAGCCGGGCUGACGGAGGGGAUCUUCCGAAGGAGGUGGCGGAGCUGCUGCAUUGCCCGGGUCUCCCCGCCGCCAGAGCGUCCUCGGCGGCCAAUGAAUUUUUCCGGCAGCUGCUGGCGCUGCGCAAGAUCCUCUUCCCAACGGUGAGCGCGGAGAGCGGCUGGCUGUGCCGCACUCGGCGGCGCUGGUGUCGCGGGACCUUCCUCUCCAUCUACGUGGCCGGCCUGGACGGCAAGAUCGUCAAGAGCAUCGUGGAGAAGCGGCCGCGCAGCUUCGCCUGGAAGCUGAUCAAGUGGCUGGCCAUCGCCAUCCCGGCCACGUUCGUCAACAGCGCCAUCCGCUACCUGGAGGGCAAGCUGGCGCUGGCUUUCCGCACCCGCCUGGUGGAUCACGCCUACGAGACCUACUUCGCCGACCAGACCUACUACAAGGUGAUCAACAUGGACAGCCGGCUAGCUAACCCGGACCAGUCGCUCACCGAGGACAUAGCGAUGUUCUCGCAGUCGGUGGCGCACCUGUACUCCAACCUGACCAAGCCCAUCCUGGACGUGGUGCUCACCUCGUACACCCUCAUCCAGACGGCCAGGUCCAGGGGGGCCAGCCCCAUCGGGCCCACGCUUCUGGCCGGGCUCGUGGUGUACGCCACCGCCAAGGUGCUCAAAGCCUGCUCGCCCAGAUUUGGCAAGCUGGUGGCCGAGGAGGCCCAUCGCAAGGGCUACCUGCGCUACGUCCACUCUCGGAUCAUCGCCAACGUGGAGGAGAUCGCCUUCUACGGGGGCCACAAGGUAGAAAUGAACCAGCUACAGAAAAGUUACAAAGCUCUAGCGGACCAAAUGAACCUCAUUUUGUCCAAACGCUUGUGGUACAUCAUGCUGGAGCAGUUCCUGAUGAAGUAUGUCUGGAGCAGCAGCGGUUUGAUUAUGGUGGCCGUACCUAUCAUCACUGCGACGGGAUUUGCAGAUGGCGAAUUAGAAGACGGUCAGAAACAAGGGAUGGUCAGUGAGAGGACGGAAACCUUCACCACUUCCAGAAAUUUAUUGGCCUCUGGAGCAGAUGCCAUUGAAAGGAUUAUGUCUUCUUACAAAGAGGUCACCGAGUUAGCAGGCUACACGGCUCGUGUGUACAACAUGUUUUCAGUCUUCGAUGAAGUGAAGAGGGGCAUUUACAAAAGGACAGCUGUUUCUCAAGAAUGUGAAAGCAACAAUAAGAAAAGACAUAGAACAGAGCAGCAUAUCUGCGGCCCAUUGGAAAUCAAGGGAAGAGUAAUAGAUGUUGAUCAUGGAAUUAUCUGUGAAAAUGUUCCUAUUAUUACCCCAAAUGGAGAUGUGGUGGCUUCAAGGCUAAACUUCAAAGUGGAAGAAGGUAUGCAUCUUCUAAUCACUGGACCUAAUGGUUGUGGCAAGAGUUCUCUCUUCAGGAUUCUAAGUGGUUUGUGGCCUGUCUAUGAAGGAGUUCUUUAUAAGCCACCUCCUCAGCAUAUGUUCUACAUUCCUCAGAGACCUUACAUGUCCAUUGGAACGCUGCGGGAUCAAGUGAUCUAUCCUGACUCCGUGGACGACAUGCGCGAGAAGGGCUACCAAGACCAGGAUCUGGAGUGCAUCCUACAGAUAGUUCAUUUGAAUCACAUAGUGCAAAGAGAAGGAGGGUGGGAUGCUGUUACAGACUGGAAGGAUGUCCUGUCCGGAGGAGAAAAGCAGAGAAUGGGGAUGGCUCGGAUGUUUUACCACAAGCCCAAAUAUGCAUUGCUGGAUGAGUGUACAAGUGCUGUCAGCAUCGAUGUCGAAGGAAAGAUAUUCCAGGCUGCUAAGGGGGCUGGCAUAUCCCUGCUUUCAAUAACACACAGACCAUCUCUUUGGAAGUACCAUACACACUUGCUACAGUUUGAUGGGGAAGGACGCUGGCGCUUUGAACAAUUGGACAAUGCUAUCCGCUUAACCCUCAGUGAGGAGAAACAAAGACUAGAAUCCCAGCUUGCAGGAAUGCCAAAAAUGCAGCAGAGACUGAACGAACUUUGCAAAAUCUUAGGGGAAGAUUCUGUGCUGAAAACAAUGGACAAAGAAGAAUAAAUGUUUUUAGUUAAUUUCCCCACCCCAAUUUUUUAAAAGUUAACGAUGCACUUUGAUUUUUGAGACACAAUGGUUUGCAUGCACCUGAUUAGUGUAGCCUGUAAGGAAUUGGCCACAAACUCAAUGCUUGAGAUAACUGUCAACUUUAUAAUGUUAAGGAAGAAAGUGGUUCAAACUAA